This is a messenger RNA of Triplophysa rosa, 2489 nucleotides long. RefSeq lists its product as uncharacterized. The record is from RefSeq and is a predicted model, not a curated record. The transcript has 8 exons. Lineage: Eukaryota; Metazoa; Chordata; Actinopteri; Cypriniformes; Nemacheilidae. Bases 955 to 1695 code for a protein of 246 amino acids.
AAAAAUGUUGCAAAGAAUUGUGGGUGAAAUGGAAAUUAUUACACCAAGCAAAAGCACCUGUGUUGUUCACCUUUGGCCACACAGACAGUGAUCUUAAGGAAGUCGUGUUUCUGUGUGUUUUGGGUGUGUAUUUAUUGUGAGUGGGUUUGCGUCUAGGCUAGGGUGAUAGUUUAGAUCGGCAUCAGAUGAUCAGGAUGACAUUCUCCUCCUGUGGUCUCAUCUUGUCCGUCUUGUGUUCCAGAGUUGCUGAUGGAAAUAAAACCCUCUUAAGUAUCAGUAAAGAGCGACAAGGAAGCAAUUCACCAACAACUAAAGACAAUGCUCAUGUAAAUUCUGACUCACACUUAGUGGUCCCAGUAAACAUCUGCGUCCCAACACCCAAGAUGACAAAUGCCUAAAUGACACUGAAGUUGUGAAAACUGUUGAAGAGGAAGAGAGUGACACCACAGAGAAAACUGGAGAGGAAACAGAAGACAUAAAAGGCAAGCAGGAGGUAGAAAAAGAUCCAUUGUGGACACUGAAGAUGUGAUGGUUGUAACAUGUAACAGUGAAGAAGGUACAGUUUCUCUUGUGGGUAUUGUUUCAGCUCUGUGACACAGACGGGCUUAUCAGAUCUGUGAUGUCAAUUCCUGUAUGCUCUGUUGCAGUUUGAUGCGGUUUGCGAAGCAAAGGCUACUGAAACUGAUAGUUUAAAUAAUAUUCCAAUUGUUUUACAAUAAUGAAACUAUGACUCGGCUGUGCAUAAAAUCUGUGUGUUGUGUGUUUAUGGUGUAUGUGACUGUGUCCGGGGGCGAAGGAAAGAGUAAGAGACCAGUGUUGUGGUUAACUCAGAGCGCCGCUGUAACAAAAUUAGUUGAGGGCGGGGGGCUCAGAGGAAAGCUGAGGAUGUUUCAUACAUGAAACAGUGUGUUGGAGGAGUAAAGCAAAGUUCACACAUUCAACCGACACACAGAAAUGAAGCGUUCCUCUAAACUCAUGUGUGGGCUUCUUAUGUCAUGGCUUUGUUUUAGAGCCACAGGUUUGGAUGAGAAGAUAUCUGUGAUUCAGAGUCCAGACAACAUUGCUGUGAAUGAGGGAGAAUCUGCUAAUAUAACCUGCUGCUGGACUACAAUGACAAAGGAAAUAUUUAAUGUUAAAGUUGGUUGGUUCAAGAAUGAAACUAGAGUUUCAGCAGAAAACCGUCUCUACCAAAAGUCUCCAUCACAGAAUUGUUCUACUCUACACAUCACGCACAUAACUCCUAAUGAUGCAGGAGAAUAUAUGUGUAAAGUGACCCAAGACAUCCCAAUCCUGCGUGAAUACAAUGGGAGUAAAACACAUUUAAUUAUCACUACAGAACAACAAAGAACAAAUGCAACAACAACUAAAGGCAAUGAUAGAUGCACCGUUCAACCAAAUCCCACCAAUAAGGCAACAAGCCCAAAGACAGCUCCACAUCUGAUCCUGUAUUUGUCUCUGGCUGCUGUCGUUGGCCUGCUGACCAUCUGCUUGGUCUUUACUGUGUGUAGAACGAGGAACUACUGUAAAAAUACAGAGCGAGUGGUCAUUCGCCAGACGCCUCACAAUGAAGGGGAGGAGCAUGAAAACCACGAGGAGGAGGAGCUUAGCUCAGGCUCAUCACGAGGGUCCCUCCAAUGGUAUCAAGUUCCUGUUUACUGGUCUUACUUCGAUGUACAGAGCGCUCAAGACCAAUGACAACCAUAAAAAGUGACUUGUAUAUUAUCUUUCUUUCUUUCUGUCUUUCUCUCUCUGGCGGUCAUGAGAGAAUCUUUGUAAAUAGUUGAAACUACAGAGCAAAAAUACAGUGGAAAUGUUUGAACUCAUUGAUUUAAUCUCACUGCAUGUAAAACUCAGAUGUUUUAUUAGUUCUUGUUUGCUUAAGUUUUUAUUCACUUUUUUUAUUAUCAGUCAAAACUUUAUGUUGACUGAAAAAUACAUUUCAAGCUGAAAUUGAAGUUACAAACACAAAUCUGCAAUGCAAAUGCGUGCAAAACACACACAGCUUAUGUUAUCUAUAUCAGUGUUGAAUAUUUAAUUUUUUGUACAUAUACAGUUAUGAGUUAUUUUUGAAUAUUUCUAAAACUUGUGUGAUUAACGCAUUUAUUUUGUGGUUGAUUUUGACAAGUCUGAAAAAGCAUGAGGCUGUUGUGACAGAGAUAAACACGUAGAGACGCUGCAGGUGGAAACUCUAGUCUGGUGGUCUUUAGAGGUCAAUGACAGGAAAUGGAAAUUGCAGCGCGGCUGGUUUCUUUCGACACCAUGCACUUCUUUGCAACACAAUGUACACGUGUGCUUCUGUUAAACAAACGAACAACGCAAUAAAGUUCAGUACAAAAGUAGAUCUCAAUCUAACAGAAUAAAUGUGUACAGACUAUAAGAGAUAACGCCCACCACAGAUGCAGGACCAUCUCAUUUCUCGCUAUUAAACCAUUUAAAACGUUGCGUUGUACGUAUAUGAUCUGUAUUAUGAGGUUGUUGUGUUUUGCAUU